CGCCGGAGGCGACGAGGUUUGGAACACCACCAUCUGCGCGCGGGCGACGAGGAGGCGCGGGAAGAGCCUGGACGCAGGAGCCUCCUCGUUAUGGUCAGCUCUCCAGGUCAGCGAUCCCCACGGAAGCUCUAAGACAGAGAGGAGACGCCCUCUCCCACAAUGUCGUACAGACGGGAGCUGGAGAAGUACCGGGACCUGGAUGAAGAUGAAGUCCUUGGCGCCCUGACCGAGGACGAGCUGAGGACCCUGGAAAACGAGCUGGACGAGUUGGACCCCGAUAAUGAGCUGCUGCCAGCAGGCCUGAGGCAGAAGGAUCAGACCACCAAGGCACCCACAGGUCCCUUUAAAAGGGAGGAGCUCUUGGAUCACUUGGAAAAGCAAGCCAAGGAGUUUAAGGACCGAGAGGAUCUGGUCCCCUACACAGGGGAAAAACGAGGAAAGGUCUGGGUCCCCAAGCAGAAGCCAUCAGAUCCGGUGCUGGAAAGCGUGACGCUGGAGCCCGAGCUGGAGGAGGCCUUGGCGAACGCGUCUGAUGCCGAGCUCUGCGACAUCGCAGCCAUCCUGGGCAUGCACACCCUCAUGAGUAACCAGCAGUACUACCAGGCCCUGGGCAGCAGUUCCAUCGUGAACAAGGAGGGACUCAACAGUGUUAUCAAACCCACACAAUACAAGCCUGUGCCCGACGAAGAACCGAAUUCAACCGACGUAGAAGAAACGCUGGAGCGGAUAAAGAACAACGACCCGGACCUUGAAGAGGUCAACCUCAACAACAUCCGGAAUAUCCCCAUCCCCACCCUCAAGGCUUACGCAGAGGCCCUGAAGGACAACGCGUAUGUGAAGAAGUUCAGCAUCGUUGGAACUCGGAGCAAUGACCCUGUGGCGUAUGCUCUUGCUGAGAUGCUCAAGGUGAACAAGACCUUGAAGACCCUGAAUGUGGAGUCCAACUUCAUUUCUGGAGCGGGGGUCCUGAGACUGGUAGAAGCCCUGCCACACAACACUUCCCUUGUGGAGCUCAAAAUUGAUAACCAGAGCCAGCCUCUGGGCAACAAAGCAGAAAUGGAGAUGGUGAGCAUGCUGGAAAAAAACACAACGCUUCUCAAGUUCGGCUACCACUUCACCCAGCAGGGGCCCCGGCUUCGGGCAUCCAAUGCCAUGAUGAGCAACAACGACCUGGUGAGGAAGAGGCGGCUUGCAGACCUGACCGGGCCCAUCAUCCCCAAGUGCCGGAGUGGUGUCUAGUGCGCAGAGGGGAAGACCCGCCUUUGAACUGGACAUGUCCUCCUGAGGAUCCCUGCUCUGUCUGCCCGGGGAACCAGGCGGCAACGUACCGGCGCAUCCUUUGUGUUCAGUUCUUUAUGCACUAAGGUUUGACGUUAACUAGUGGUCGUAGUUGACAUUUUUAUAACAUAGGUUUCAUGUGAAGUUGUUCUUUAGUCUAGUGAUUAUUUAAAAAGGAAGCCCUCGAACCGGCUGAUUACUGAAGACGGAGCUACCUGAGCAGUGACUGACCCCCAGGGGCCCAGCUGCAGGCCUUGCUGUGCAGGGUCGGGUGUGUAGUGCGUGAACAGGCAGCACACUCGUCCACCGGGUUUCGGGAGCCUUAGCCCUAAUUACACAUUGGAUCUUGGCUACUUUGCAAAUUGACAUAUGUUUUAUUAACCCUCCUUUCAUUUUAAAGACUAGCCCUUUAAUUCAGGCUUGAGCUGCCAAGUGGAUGGCUGGAUCAAGAAUAAAGUUUUUGCCCUCCAGGGGGAUAAGAGAAACGAUUGCCGUCAGAGCUCCUCCUGGCAGAGGCGAUGGGAAAGGCCAGUGGUGAGAUGUCAAGCUUUGGGACACGUGUCUUUGGCAGUCCCAGGCAGCAAGCAUUUCCCUGAGGUCCCUUAUAGGAGCAUGACAUGACCUUACAGCUUAAUACUGGAGCCAGAAAAGACCCCACCCCACCCUCACCAAAUGCCAACCUCAUGCGGGACGUGAAACCCUACGGCCAAAUACUACUUGAAAGGCUCUGUCUGGGCGGCAUGGGGAGCAGCAGUGUGGCUCAUGUGGAGUGCCAGUCAGCAGGUGAACUUCCAGCUCACCACAGCUACGGUCUCAGCAUGGCUGGCCUUACGGACAUCCUGCCUGUCUCCCGGGGACUCCUACACAGCCACCACUGGUCUCGUGCCUGUGAACUGCCUCUGAAGGCCGCUGGGGAAGAAGACCCACAUGGUCAGAGAAUUAGGAAAUCCUGGCCAAACCUCCCAAAGACGAUGAUUCUGAAACCGCCCUGUGGGCAUGUCUGCUGCGUCCUGGCUGUUCGGUCGCACCGCCCUGUGCCUUUUCCUGCACCACAGUGCCAGUCACACCGGGAUUCCUGUUGCCUUGGGAGCUCUUUUCAGGUGCAAUUCAAUGAGUCUUAAGAGAAAGAGGCAAAGGCGUGGAGCUGGUGAGCACUGAGCAGGAUGCUCCGGAGGAGAGGGGAAACGCCAUGUGCGGGGGCCAGCUGCUGCAGCAUGGACAUGCACGGCAGCGGGGCGACAGGCCUUGACACUGGGGAAGAGGCUCAUCGAGGGGAGGCUGCAGAUGAACCCAAGGGCGGCCCCGUGCUGCAGGAACACCCCCUGCCCCAACAGCUUGCCCGUGAAACACACUGCAGCUGUGUUCUGCAUCACUGGAAACUGCAACGAAUAGUAAAUCUGUCGGUCUGUA
This is a messenger RNA of Echinops telfairi (small Madagascar hedgehog), 2688 nucleotides long. RefSeq names its product tropomodulin 1 (gene TMOD1). Gene Ontology annotation, molecular function: tropomyosin binding. Gene Ontology annotation, cellular component: myofibril; striated muscle thin filament. Lineage: Eukaryota; Metazoa; Chordata; Mammalia; Afrosoricida; Tenrecidae. The coding region runs from base 160 to 1239 and encodes 359 amino acids. Gene Ontology annotation, biological process: muscle contraction; pointed-end actin filament capping; myofibril assembly. The transcript is spliced from 10 exons. The record is from RefSeq and is a predicted model, not a curated record.